UAGUACAGAGAGACUAUUGAACUGUAUAAAGCUGAGGACAAAUGCAGUAUAGCAAUCAGGAUAUGUACUCAGAAGCAAAAGAAACUGUAACCUGUAAGUUGAUUCAUGACUGGUUGACCUGCUGUUGCCUGUAUAACCUGCAGCUUUCAGUGACUAGAGUUUAUGGACAGACUGAUCAACAGGGAACUGCACCUCUAAAUUCCCUUUCAGCCUUCAAACAGCAAACAUGACAACUGCCACAAGACUUCUGGAUGAGCUGUGUCACUUAACGGCUCAGUCUCUAGAAACACUGGAGCCUUUAGAUCACUUCCAAGUUAUUAAACUUCUUGGGGAGGGUUCAUACGGAAAAGUCAAGUUAGCAGUGCACAAGAAGAGAGGAACCCCAAUGGCCCUUAAAUUCUUUCUGCGAGACGACACAUCUCUACUGUCAUUUCUGAGGGAAUAUAACCUGUCUUUGGCCUUCUGCACCCACCCCUCACUUACCUCUGCUUUAGGCAUCGCAUUCUCCACUCCUACUCACUAUGUGUUCGCCCAGCAACCUUGCCUCUAUGGCGACCUCUAUGAUGUCAUCGUUCCUGAGGUUGGUCUGGAAGAGAGCCGUGCCCAGGGAGUGGCUUCCCAGAUCAGCGGUGCCCUCUCUCACCUCCAUUCUCUUGGCUUUGUCCAUCGUGAUGUCAAACCGGAGAACAUCUUCCUAUGUGACCGUGAGUGUCGUUGGGUCAAGCUUGGUGACUUUGGCAUGGUGAAGGCUGCAGGCACCAGGGUACCAUGUGUGUGGUACUGCUCCCCUUACUGCACGCCUGAGGCUGAGAUGGCAAGAAAAAAUGAGGAGAAUCAUUUGGGCCACUUGGGGGUGGACAACAAUGGGAACAAGCAAAAAGGGGACUCUGGAAAGACUCAAAGAAUGUUGGUGUCUGUGGUUCCCAGUAUAGACAGCUGGGCGUUAGGCAUUCUAAUCUACGCCAUGCUCAUGGGGAGCCUUCCAUGGUCUGAGACCUUUUCAGACAACCCAGCAUAUAAAAGAUAUCUACAAUGGACCAAAUGGGAAGGUUCAGCAUCACAAGAGUCACGAGGGGGGUCAGAUCAGCCUGAAAACUUCAACCAGGUGGCACCGCAGUUUGCUGCGUUCAGCCCUAUUGCGGCUCGUCUUCUUAGGUCCUUGCUCCACCCACAGUCCAGUCUUCGUGGCAGGCCAGAUGAGGUGGAAAGGUAUCUGGGAGGAGCCUGGCUAUUGGACAAGGAUGUCAGUGGGUGAUUCAUCAAAGGAAGGACAGGACCGAGAUCAUAUGCUCAUGAAAUGCCAUCUUCACGUGGAGCACUUGUGAGCGCAAGAGUAAGAAGAAGCACACCUCUCAAGUUUCAGCAGAAGACACACAAACACUCAGACGCUAUGUGUCCUAGAUUUAAAAAUAACCCACACCACAUUAAUAAAACUCUUUCAGCCAUCAUCACCUCUGUCAGACGCACACUUGAAAUCACAUACACACGCAUGGGCAAACACACACAGCCUUCACCGAUCUUUAAGUGUCUCACACUUCUGCAUUUAAACAUGUCCCUUCAUUUAUCAACACUGUACACACAUACACACACACACACAAAGUGUGAAGUUACAUGUAACGGAUAGGUCUUUGGCUUAUGUUCAGACUCCUUCAACUGAUCCAUGAAAACAUAACAUUGUAAAUUAUGGAGUAAAUAUGACAACCGUAUU
Molecule: messenger RNA, 1708 nt
Organism: Sinocyclocheilus anshuiensis
Lineage: Eukaryota; Metazoa; Chordata; Actinopteri; Cypriniformes; Cyprinidae
Product: serine/threonine-protein kinase SBK1
Exons: 5
Coding region: 227-1255 (342 amino acids)
Biological process (GO): protein phosphorylation
Molecular function (GO): ATP binding; protein serine/threonine kinase activity
Source: RefSeq, a predicted model, not a curated record